UGCAAAAGGAAAGAAUCAGGAAGCUACACUGGAUUCGCGUGUCGACGCGCUUGGUCGGGGGUCAACUCAAGUAUUUGUAUCCCAGCUGUCAGCCGUCUGAGGACGCCCCGCCGGGCCGCGGAGGGAAAAUGGCUCGACGAGGUGGCGCUCGGGUGGACAUGUACCGGCCCACCUGCAGGAGGCUGGCCGGCUGUUGCUCAGGUGUGGAUGCGGCCAUACGAUCUUGUGUGAGAACGACACCUAGUGGCUAACAUGGAAAAAUACAUAAACCAUAGCUAGAAAGCUAGACAAUUGUCGGGGUAGCAAUAUUCACAAAUAUCCAGUACAGUAUUUAUAAAAAGGGAUAUUAACCUUUCGGGUGAAAUGUAUAACAAUACCACAACCUUUACAGGUGAACUUGGCCUUCAUUAAACUUUUGAAUGUACAUGUUCAAUAAUUCAUUACCUUAAUGUUCUCUAGCCAUGAGUUGAAUGGCAAAAUUAUUGAAGUAUUUUCGUGCAUUUUUUCCAGUGAUGCAUUUUCCAAGAUGAAUGAUACAUCCAUAAACAGAAUAAGGAGCCACAUCUACUGCCUUAGUACUGCAAAUAAAAAGCUCCUUUCUCAAUAGCCCUAUCAUCAAUACAGUAGUAUUAUGUUCGGUAAAACAAUGCUCCAAAUUCUAGAAUUAAUUUCACCCAGGAGAUUGUAAUGUGUAUGUAUUUGUACAUUUCAUUUUCACGUAAUUCGUGCAAUAACGGGCAAACCAUACCCCACUGUAUUUGCUUUUUAAAAUCAGUUCAUUUUACUCAUAUGAGUAUUUGAAUUUUGGGCAGUUAUCCUUCAGAAGGUAGGACUUGUUUCAAAGAAAUAUACAAUUCUAAAGUAAUGUUUUCAAAGUUUUAAUGACAAAAUGUCUUUACCGUUAAGUUUCAUGAUGUUUUCUGAAGGGCGACCAGCAUUAUAUGGAUCCUUACUAUCAAUUCCUAAAAUUUUAAUCAUCAAUAACUGAAACUGACUUUAAGUAUGGCUGGGUUAGCGUUUGAAACAUUUAUUCAUCAGGCAUGAAAAAAAGUAUUUUAUUUAUUUUACACUUAUCUUUUCCGCUAUUGCUCAAAUUAUGAAAACGACCCAUAUACGUAUUACAGGGGAAUACAGAGCAUGUACAGUAUGCCAGUCUGCAAGGAGCACUGACCCCGAUUUUUGAUCCCUCGUGGGGGUCUGACAGACUUUUAACCCAGGGAUAGGGUUACCACACUGACUCUAGCUGUUAUUAAUACACGCAAAGUCGGCCUCUGUUUUGCUAACGGCAGAAACACAGCAGGGAGAGUCUCUCAACCGUGAACAAAUUCGACCAAGCUACCAUCUCUCUGGACUGCAAUCUUCAAACUGAUCACCAUGGACAGUCACGAAAAGGCACCCACUGAGGAGCCACCCACACAACUCAUUCAAUUUCUUGAAGACAUCAAACAAAGCGCUGAUGAUGACAAAUUAGAGCACGACCGCACUUCUGAGAUGGACAAGUCAGGCAUGGAGAGUGUUGGACAGAUGUUUGAACACUGCAUCCAGCAAGUGUCCCUUUUGGAGAUACGGAGAGAAGAGCUGAUACAAGAGUUACUGUAUCUGCAAGAGCCCAUGAUGCAAAUUGUGGAUCAGCUGAGGGAGAAGCUGAGGGAAAAGCGGAGACUGAUCGCCCUGGCUCAGAGGGAUCACACGGACGUAUUUGAGGAAGUGCAGCAGGUGAAGAGGAAACUCUUCAACACAGCCAGAGACUGCAUCCACAGCCAAGUGAUGCUGGCUGAACAAGAGUAUUGGGUGGCCCAGGCGGCACUAACGAAGGAGGAGCUUAAGGCCCAAGUCCAAUGUCUGACCGAGGAGUUGCUUCAGCUUCAAGAGUCCCAUCAAAAACAUCUGAAUUGUUUGAGGGAUCAGGCCAAGAAGCCAUGCAGACCGAGAGCCAUGAGCGAUGUCAACCUGUGCCGACAAGCUUCCGUCCGCCUCCAGCGCCGGCUCAGCGUCAGCAUUCAGGAGUUGGAGAGCUGCUAUGAGCCCCGACUCAUCGCACUGCUUAAGAGGAGGCAGUUGGGAGAGAAAGCCUUGAGAGUAGGCCAAGAGCAAGCAGCGAGCUUUAGGGCCCAACUAGAGCCCCUCAAACAGGAGGUACGACGACUGGAGGAGCAGAAGACAUGUCUGGAGCAAAGGAUUAACCUGAUGCAGCAGGAGAGAGAGGAAAUGAUCACACAUCACAAGGAAGUCGAGGAGGAAGUAAAACAGGCCCUGAGGAAACUAGUGCUGGACUUUGAGGUUCAAAAAAGACUAAAAAAAGAUUUGGAAGCUGUCACCAAUUAUAUUUUAGAUGAGAUGGCAAAUCUCAGAGUCUGCGAUGAUGCUUCAGCAGAAGAACAGCCAAAGGAUUCGACUUCGUGUGAAUCCACGUAAUGUCAAACAUUUUUGCUUGAAAUUUGUUUUAUAAGGUAAAUCAAAUACAAAGCAUGAACUCUGUUAUUA
Messenger RNA from Hippocampus comes (tiger tail seahorse), 2484 nucleotides. RefSeq names its product syncoilin. The transcript has 5 exons. Gene Ontology annotation, cellular component: intermediate filament. The coding region runs from base 1375 to 2415 and encodes 346 amino acids. Lineage: Eukaryota; Metazoa; Chordata; Actinopteri; Syngnathiformes; Syngnathidae. The record is from RefSeq and is a predicted model, not a curated record.